AAAUACACAUUAAGCAAUUGGUUUGAGAAUAACGAAAUUCAUUAUUCACUAAAUCACUAAAAUUCGUUAUUGCUUGUGAAGCAAUAGUACUAGCACACAAGCACUAGUUUUGGCUAAGGUCUGUUCGUGUGGAUACUCGUAGAGGACGCAUUCUUUUGGAGGCGUUUCUGAUCCGAGGCCAGGUAUCACCAAAAUGAACCACCUCCUUCUUUCCUACAUUGCUGUUGAAUUUGACAUACAAGAUAAAAUUGAUUCACUUUCCUGAGAAAAUAAGAAAAAGAAGAUGAAAACAAUACACUGCAACCAUUUACUUCACACUCUCCACUCAUCACCGGCUCCAACAAUUACACCCCUCACCAGAAAAGGUGUAUCAGAACACAAAUGGAAUGGUUUUAGGACAGGGAGAUUGCAGAGUUUUUGCUGUGGUGCAAUUAGAGCCGUUGAUGGAAGACAACAGCAAAAGGUCUCUCCUUGGGAUGAUAAACCCUAUGAGAUUUUGCCAAGUGGGAAAAGAUCAUACUUGGAUGAGCAAGAUGUUGUUGCAUUUCUUAAUCCUAAUAAGGAGUUGAUUCCUCUUGAUCCCCAGUCUUAUAAUUCUGCUGCAUAUCUUUGGAAAAAAAUUGAAGAUAUUCCAGAGGAUAGGCGUCAUAGAUUGCUGGCCUUGAUAGAACCUGAGCUUAUAUCAAAAGCUUGGCAGAUAGCUGGCACUCGAUAUGAGGAUCCUAUGUUAGCUAAGAAAAGUGCAUCCAACUUGUUAAGUUGUGAAGAUGGCGAAACAUCAGUUGAAUUUUAUAACUGCCGAAGUAGUGGAGGACCAUGGCCUAUAGGUUGGAUGAAGCUCUUCAAGAAGGCUAUUUUUCGUAGCAAUAAUGGGAAUAUCUACGGGAGAUUGAUUGGUGGACCAGUUUCUGCUCAGAUUACAAAUUCCACUCGUCCACUGUAUUUUGAAGUAACGCAUCACGGGGAAGUAUUGUCGACAGAACAGCCCUGUGAUCUCGCCUAUGAACUCGGUGAUGGGCACUUGAAUUUCCUUGAUUAUCCUCAAGGUUUUCCAGCACCUGCGAAGCAUCCGUAUCCUUUCAAUGAUCAGGUGGUUAUAUAUGUUCGUCAUGUCGGACCUGGAGUGUCGAUCGGGCAAGCAUGGCAAGAAGGCAAAGAACUGCAGCAAGUGCCUCGAAAGUUAUGUGGUGAGAUUUUGAUGGUUAAAGAUUAUGCUGCAUCUUCGGUAUGACGUUGAAGAGUUCUCCUGUUUUGACACCAAUUAUUUCUAUGGAGAAAGUCUUAACUUGCAAAGAAGAUUGCUGUAAUAUAUAAACUUAACUAUCACUUUGCUCCCCGAAUUUACAUGCAAUGGGCACUAAACUAUAAAAUUAAUUUUUUUGGUCAAUUAGUUCCUUGACCUUGGUUCAA
Molecule: messenger RNA, 1410 nt
Organism: Mercurialis annua (annual mercury)
Lineage: Eukaryota; Viridiplantae; Streptophyta; Magnoliopsida; Malpighiales; Euphorbiaceae
Exons: 9
Coding region: 284-1231 (315 amino acids)
Source: RefSeq, a predicted model, not a curated record